GCUGGGCUGUGUCACAGGGAGUCAGGGCGAGUCCUAGCUGCAGACGUCGUCGAGUGUGGAACCAGGAUGCGCAUCAAUAUGAGAAGAAACCAUCGCCUUGCUCUCAACGGUUUAUCAUUGACGAACGUGUGACCGCUCGGAUCAACACACAAGGGAAACCGUCUGACGUACAUCUCAAAGAACUGACGUGACAAGACGAUUAGAUUUGUGUCCUGCUCCAAGCUGUUCUGCUCCGCGGUCCCUCUAAUACAAAAAUCAAUCCCCUGACGUGAAACCAUGUCCGGAAGGGAGCGCAGCCCCCGCCAUCGGCCAUGGUCAGUCUACCGGGCCAACACGUUUGAUCUCUCUGCUGAGAUGAUGGGACUGGCGCUCUCAGGCAAAAGCCAGGAUCCAGACGAGCCUGUGCUGGAGUUCAGUGUUGCCUGCAGUGAACUGGUUACUCCGUCUCUGGAUCGUAAGCCAACCAGCUUUGUCGCCAUCAGCUGCACCACGCCGCCCCAGGCCUUCUGGACCAAGCACGCUCAAACUGAAAUCAUUGAGGGGACCAGUAACCCCAUCUUCCUGAGCAGUGUAGCAUUCUUUCAGGACUCUCUGAUCAAUCAGCAGACUCAGGUCAAGCUCUCCGUCUAUGAUGUGAAGGAUCGCACACAGGGCACGAUGUACAUGCUUGGUUCGUCCAUGUUUUCCGUGAAGGAGCUGCUGCAGGACAAACACCACCGACUGCACCUGACUCUCAAGUCAGCGGAGAGCGAGCGUGUGGGCAACAUCACCGUCAUCGCCUGGCAGAUAGAGGAGAAGCGCGAGCAGAGGGCUCCUGUCGCGAGGUUACAGAGAGGAGACACCGUCAAUGGAAGAAUGGUCCUCCCUGUUGAUGAGAGCCUGACUGAAUCCGGGGGUAUAAAAUCCAAGUCUUCGUCCCUGUGUAAAGAUCCACAGCUGAAGGCUGUGUUCGGAGGCGUCAUGUCUCGGACGUACCGUUUCCCCACCACGGAUGGAAACCACCUGCGGAUCCUGGAGCAGAUGGCAGAGAGCGUCCUCUCCCUGCACAUCCCUCGACAGUUUGUCAAGCUGCUGCUGGAGGAAGAUGCCGUCAGGGUGUGUGAGCUGGAGGAACUGGGCGAGCUGUCUCCGUGUUGGGAAAACCUCAGGAGGCAGAUCAUCACUCAGUACCAGACCAUCAUCCUCACCUACCAGGAGACCAUAAGUGACCUGCACGAGUAUAAAGGUCCGUCCUUUAAGGCGAGCACCUUGAAAGCUGAGAGGAAGCUGGAGUUCAUACCCACUAACCUUCAUAUCCAGAGGAUGAGAGUACAGGGAGAGUCCGGUUAUGACCACACGUAUGAUGUCGUGACCAUCGGAGCUCCUGCAGCACAUCACCAAGGCUUUAAAGGCUGCGGCCUCCGAAAACUGCUGCACAAGCUCGAGGACGCCAGAAAACACACUUAUGAGGAGGAGAGCUCUGCUGGCUCUACAGCAAAGACAUACCAGCCUCAGGAUGUGGUGAAAGCGAAGGAGCUGAUUGGUCAAAUCAACACUCUGAAGACGCAAGUGUGUUACUACACCGAACGCCUGUCGCGAGCUGCCAAGGACCGCUCGGCCAACGCUCUGGAGAGAACCCUGGCCAUCCUGACAGAGAAGACUCGUCAGUUAGUGACCGCGUGCGACUCCAAGCUCCUGUCAUCAGCCAUCCUCGCCCUGGCAGCCGCCCGCCCAGAGUUCAUCCAGCAACGCACCCCUUCGCCGUCCUCUUCCUCCCUCUCGCCCUCCUCUCGUUCUCCAGCCCGCUCCCCCUCUCGUAACCCCACCUCCCCGUCUCGAGCUGCCACCUCCCCCUCUCGCCACAUGGCUCUUCCAGAGGGCAGCGAAGGGAGCAAAAACAAGCGGUGCUCCGUGCACGCAGAUGUCCACAAGGAGGAGUGGGAGAAGGACUGGUUAAAUGUUAAUAAGAGUCUGGAGUGUGUGAUCCAGAGGGUGGACCGGCUGCUGCAGCGGGACAAACUCCAGAGUGACAGUAGCUCUGAGGACGUCUUCCUGCUCGCCGACGAGGAGCCUAGUAACACCAAGAAAGACAAGAGUCCAGAAGUAGAGAAGAAGUCCCCAGGCGAGUGGAGCGACGCCCUCUAUCCUCUCCUCACCACACACACCGACUGCGUCUCUCUGAUGAGCGACAAAGCAAAGAAGGCCAUGGUGUUUCUACUGAUGCAGGACAGCGCCCCCACCAUCGCCAUGAGCCUCACCAUGCAGUACCGCCGCGACGUCGUCUUCUGCCAGACGCUGACGGCUAUGAUCUGUGGCUUCAUUCUCAAGCUGAGGAACUGUCUGUGUGACUCAGGCUUCCUCAGGCAGCUGCACACCAUCGGCUUACUGGUGCAGUAUGAGGGUCUGCUCAGCACCUAUGGUGAGGAGCUGGCAAUGCUGGAGGACAUGAGUGUCGGAGUGAUGGACCUGAGAAACGUCACCUUCAAAGUCACACAAGCUACUUCGGGUUUUGCCCCCGACAUGAUGCCAGUGAUCACAGGGAACAGGAACGGCUUCAACGUCAGGGUUCCGAUGCCCGGAGCGAUGUUUGACUCGCUGCCGAGAGAGAUCCAGAACGGAAUGCUGCUGCGCGUGCAGCCCAUCCUCUUCAACGUGGGGAUCAACGAGCAGCAGACGCUGGCUGAGAAGUUUGGUGAUACGUCACUGCAGGAGGUGAUCAACACGGAGAGCAUGACUCGCCUCAGCUCAUACUACGACCAGUUUAAAGAAGUCCUGCCUGAAGAGAGCCUCCCCCGCUCCCACAGCACCAGCAGUCUUCCUGAGCUGCUCAAGCUGCUGAGCCAGAACGUGAGCGCCAAGAAAAGCAAGAACGUGGAGAUUCUGUGGCAGGCGGCCGAGGCAUGUCGCCGCCUGAACGGAGUGCGUUUCACCAGCUGUAAGAGUGCCAAGGACCGCACGGCUAUGUCUCUGACCCUAGAGCAGUGUCAGAUCCUGCAGCAGGAGCACGCCCUGGCCCCGCAGGUCUUCUACCAGGCUCUGGACUGUAUGCGCAGUGAGGGCUGCAGGAGAGAGAACACCAUGAAGAACGUGGGAUGUCGUAAAUACGCCUUUAACUCUCUCCAGCUCAAGGCCUUCCCCAAACAAUACCGCCCCCCAGAGGGGACGUACGGGAAGGUUGAGACCUAAGUGGACACUGAACCAAAAAGACUGAAGGGGGGGAGGGGAUAAUGCUGAUGGCACCACACAAAGAAAAGAAAAAAAACACGGACUGGAAAAACAGCCCCUUUGUUUUGUGCUUAGUCACUGUUAAGAUGAUUCAUGUCCAAGUGCCAGUGCUACUGUAGAUCGUUUUAUAGCAGUUUCCUCUCUCUCUUCUCAACAGUACUAGAACGACACACGGCCUCGUCACAGCCGCAGACAGAAGAUACUUUCUGUGUUUCAUUGUAGCCAUUGUCCAGACUCCAGCUGCAGGACCAGUCGUAGCAUCAGGAAGCGAACUGCCGCUUUGCGAUUUUAACGUAAAUAGAAAUAAGACUUGCAAAUAUCCCAGUCUGUAGAAAGACGAUGUUGGUUUGAAGGUGUCCAUACGUGACCACACUGCUUUUAUUUGAUGUUACCAGUUUGUCAGAUACAGAAUAAAGCUGGGAAUCCUCUAUAGCUGUUAUCACUGUCGACAUAUCCCGUGAAGAGCAAUAAACUUAUUCAGCCGAGAGUGAUUUUCUGUUUCCAAAGCCAGAUUUUGCCCAUUCUGUCGUAAAAUUUUAUUUCAGUGUGGCUCCACAGCGCAUUAAAAACACACCAGUGACCCACACUGUUGCACAGGAUAACAUCCCUCCCUCACUAUGGGGAACAUGGGUACUGUAGUUGUGAGUCAAACCCGUGUAAACCACCCUUCUGCCAUAAAAACUCACCAGCAGACCAAACAUCCAGCAACACACCCGUGAAAAUCGUCCCCAAAACAACACAUUUGAGUACAAUUACCAGAAAAAAAUAUGUAUUUGAGGCUAAUUUCUAAUAUUCAUUUGGAAGUAUUCGGCCUGAUGCUGCAGAGACGGCACAGACGCUGGAGAACAUUGAGAAAAGGACCAGCACAGUUUAUUUUCAGACUUUUCAUGGGAUAUGUUGACAAUAUAAAUUAGAAUGACGGUUUCAUACUUUAAGGAGACAUUAGGCACAACCUCUCGGCAGAAUUCACUAAUUUUCAACCUCGUGCACCUCUGCUGAGGUCAUCAACAAUUCAUGGUAUUUGUCAAGUCAUAAUAUUACAAGAAUAAAGUUGUAAAAUGUUAUGCUACGUGUCAUUUUAGAGGAAGAAUAUUGCUAAAUCAGCCUUUUGUCUGUUUUGAAUCAGGAAUGUGAAGGAGCCUGUUAAUUUAUACUUCACUAUAUGUUUCAUAAAGCACCAAAUACUUCAUCCUUUGGGGAACCAGCAGGCAUCAGGUCUUGUAGAAUAAUGUGUAAGAAACUGUCUAUUCAGAAGAAACAACCACACAGACUUAGAGGACGUUGCCUCAUUCUUGUAAUAUUAAGACUUUAUUCGUGAAAUCUCGAGCAGGUGAUGAGGGAAAUAAAACCUUCUGCCAUUUGGA
Messenger RNA from Pleuronectes platessa (European plaice), 4568 nucleotides. RefSeq names its product inositol polyphosphate-4-phosphatase type I Aa (gene inpp4aa). The record is from RefSeq and is a predicted model, not a curated record. Gene Ontology annotation, molecular function: phosphatidylinositol-3,4-bisphosphate 4-phosphatase activity. The transcript is spliced from 24 exons. Gene Ontology annotation, cellular component: cytoplasm. NCBI's taxonomy places the organism in Eukaryota, Metazoa, Chordata, Actinopteri, Pleuronectiformes, Pleuronectidae. The coding region runs from base 277 to 3165 and encodes 962 amino acids.